AUGGUCGAUGAUUCCAAGUCUCCUUCUCCAGACAAGCUAGAGAGCUCGCCACCAGAGGGCGAGUCUCUUCUAUCCCAACCGGUAUAUACCUUCUACAAGCUCCAAACCCCACUCUUUGCCCUUGCUAAAUGCGCUCAGAACUCCGAUGCCCAAGGCCAGCUCACCGCAGCUGUGGAUGAUCUGCUCAAUGAACUCCAAAGCAAAUUUGACAAUGUCUCUGCGGAGAUGUUCGGGAAAUUGGAUGACAUGACCAAGCGCCUUGAUGAGCUAGAGGCGUCCCUAGCUGCAUCCUCGGGGGCUGGUGCCUCGAGUCCGGCAACAUAA
Molecule: messenger RNA, 324 nt
Organism: Penicillium egyptiacum
Lineage: Eukaryota; Fungi; Ascomycota; Eurotiomycetes; Eurotiales; Aspergillaceae
Source: the annotation of a GenBank genome assembly